Messenger RNA from Macadamia integrifolia, 432 nucleotides. RefSeq lists its product as uncharacterized. The annotation marks the transcript as partial. Gene Ontology annotation, molecular function: nucleic acid binding; RNA-DNA hybrid ribonuclease activity. The record is from RefSeq and is a predicted model, not a curated record. Lineage: Eukaryota; Viridiplantae; Streptophyta; Magnoliopsida; Proteales; Proteaceae. The transcript is spliced from 2 exons.
AUGGAAGACAAAAGAAUUUGGGCUUUGACUGAAUCUGGGAAUUUCUCAAUUUCAUCAGCUUGGGACAAGGUGAGAGUGAAAAGGGCGGUUGCAAUUCAGGUAUUCUCUGUGGCUGAUCUGCUUGUUUCCAAAAAUUUAAUGGUGGUGGUAGCUAGAUCCCCUACAUCAAUAAUUUUGGAAAUUACUUGGAAAUAUCCAGACUUGGGAUGUUUUAAAUUAAACAAAGAUUGUUGUUCUCUUGGCAAUCUUGGUCGCACUGGAGCAGGUGGAAUUAUAAGAAAUGAUAGGGGUCUUCCACUAGGUUGUUUUGGGAAGUUUGAAGGAAUUGGUACAAUUUUUUUUGCAGAAUUUGCUACUCUCUUUGUGGGGUUGCAAAUGGCUCAGGAUAAUGGAAUUGAUAGUUUAUUGAUUGAAUGUGACUCACUGGCCAUU